Molecule: messenger RNA, 1337 nt
Organism: Hyaena hyaena (striped hyena)
Lineage: Eukaryota; Metazoa; Chordata; Mammalia; Carnivora; Hyaenidae
Product: cell surface glycoprotein CD200 receptor 1-like
Exons: 3
Coding region: 1-486 (161 amino acids)
Biological process (GO): regulation of neuroinflammatory response
Cellular component (GO): external side of plasma membrane
Molecular function (GO): signaling receptor activity
Source: RefSeq, a predicted model, not a curated record
AUGUCUGCAGUGCCCCCUGAGGCGACCCUCUUUCGAGGCAAGAAUGGAACUGUCGUGUGCAGGGCAGCUGCAGGGAGGCCAGCGGCGCAGAUCUCCUGGACCCCAGCGGGAGAUUGUGACACUGAGGAAGAGCCACUGGGCAAUGACACAGUGACUGUGCAGAGCACGUGCCUCUGGGAGGACCACCCGGUGUCCACUGUGUCCUGCUCUGUGUCCCAUCUCACUGGCAACCAGAGUCUGUCCAUAGACCUAAAUUCAGGAGACCAGUCAUCACUAAAUUUAAAUAUUGUAUAUAUCUCCUUCUUUACUUUGAUUAUCUUGAUCAUUGUGGGAUCCAUUUGCCUUUUGAAACUUGGUGUCUGCAGGAUGAAAUGCAAUCCUAUGCCAGUGACACACAGAAGAACAAUCUAUGACACUGUGAACAGAGUGAAGAGGUCUGAGGUGUUACAAAGUGAAGUUGAUGGGCUAUGUCUCCAUACUUCAUAAGUUACUGGAAUCUAGCACCAGGACAAAUGAAUAAAGAUACAGUAAAGCUACUCUUUUGAUUUUCUUAGAAUUCUAGAAUGGAGAAUAUAAUCAGUCUUUAAGAUGUUUUAUAACAACACAAGCAGAGCUAUUGCAUUCAUUUGAAUGGUUACAGAAAAUUCCAUUUUAUGGUUAUGUAAAAAUUUAGUUAACCAUAGACCUAAUUAUGGACAUUUAUAGGAUUUAAAUUUUAUUUGUUUGCUUUGCUAUUAUAAACAAUACCACAUAGAGAUAUCUCUUUGCAUUUGAUUGAGUACAUUUGUAUAAUAAUUUCCUUGAGAGGAAUUGUGCAUUUUCAUUAUUGAUUGAUAUGUCAAAUUGCAUUAAUUUACAUUCCUUUCAACUGUGUUUGAAUGUGUCUUUCCCUAUACCAUUACUUUUAUAUCUGUAAUAUAAGCCAUUUCUUGUUUUUAAUCAACCAUUUAAUUAAUAUGAUGUCAGAGUAUAAUAAGAACUUCACUGCUUAACAAAACUGGGUUUAUGUUUUCUGUCAUGUUUAUGAGAAAGAGCAGGGAUGAGAGAGAGGGAACACAUGUGAGCAAUUAGUAUUCUGAAAGCCUUAUAUGGCUGUAGAAAUAUUGAUAACUAAUACUUGCACUUGUGAUAAAUUGAGAAUGUGUAUUUUUAUGGUGUACAUUUUAUGGUGAGACAUUGAGCAAGUAACAGAUGUUGAUUGACUAUGUAAGCAGCUAAAUAUGGACUAUGAAGAAUUUGGGUAUCCAUAAAAUAUGGUCCAUAUGAUAAGAGGAUAGAUAAGAGGUGACAUGACAUUCCCCUAUUGUUUUAGUGGAAUACAGUAUUAAUCAUGUGUA